Molecule: messenger RNA, 3937 nt
Organism: Silurus meridionalis
Lineage: Eukaryota; Metazoa; Chordata; Actinopteri; Siluriformes; Siluridae
Product: carbonic anhydrase 4-like
Exons: 8
Coding region: 240-1163 (307 amino acids)
Cellular component (GO): plasma membrane
Molecular function (GO): zinc ion binding; carbonate dehydratase activity
Source: RefSeq, a predicted model, not a curated record
AUGAGGAACGUGCGUGACACGAGCGCAUCGAUCAGCAGCCAUGUUCUCCGCCUGCGUGUUUAUUAAAAGGGAGGCGCUAACAGCUCAUAAAUAAAAGCGACGCUCCUGAAAACCGAUCGCCAUCAAAUAAUAAAGAGAGAGAAAAAAAAACGCACGCACACACACACACACACACACACAAGAACAAUUUUUUUCCCACAGGUCCUGUUGUGUGUCGGUGCGGCUGCUGAAGGUCCACAAUGCGCGCGCACGUUACGCGUCUUCUCCUCGUAUCGGUUUGGAUCGUGUGCACCGGUGCAGCUGACUGGUGCUAUCAGACCCAGGUGACCUGUGAUUCACAAUGCAAAGGACCAGAUUCCUGGCACGAGUUGAAUGGAGACUGCAAGAAAAACAGACAGUCACCCAUUAACAUAGUGACCAGGAAAACCAUUCUGGACCACAAGCUCACGCCGUUCAUUUUCAGUGGCUACCAAGAGGCUUUCAGUAGCACCAUGAAAAACAAUGGACACACUGUGACUGCAACUGUGCCACAAUCAUUCACUGUGAGGGGUGGGAAUCUCGAAAGCACCUACAAAGCUGUGCAGUUUCACUUCCACUGGGGAGUAAAUGGAAGUGCUGGGUCUGAACACACUAUCGAUGGAGAGCAGUACCCCAUGGAGAUGCAUAUUGUUCACAUGAAAGAAGAGUUUGACUCUUUAAAAAAUGCUCUAAUGGUCAAACAUGGAGUGGCAGUGCUUGGAUUCUUUUAUGAGAAAUCAAAUAGUGCGAACAGCAAAUAUGGCAAACUCAUAGAAGCCUUGACAAAAUUGGAAAGUACUGAUGCAACUACAAUGCUCAGUGGUCUCUCCCUGAGCAAUCUCCUACCCAGUGAGGAGAACAUGACCAAUUAUUAUCGUUAUGAAGGCUCUCUGACCACCCCAAACUGCACCGAGGGGGUGGUAUGGACUGUGUUUGAACACCCCAUUCCACUGAGCAAUGAGCAGCUCGUUGCAUUCACGUCCCUGAAGUUUAAGGAUGGUAAGCCCAUGAUCAAAACCUUCAGACCAGUGCAGCCAAACCAUGGCUAUCCAGUGUACCGCUCCGGCUGCACUGUCAUUCUGCUCAGCUACACCGUCCUCCUGGCAUGUGCAUGUUCAGCUCUGGGCCUUUCCCGGCUUUACUAGAGGACGAACCGAGCCCCAGUCCAGCAGCACCAUGCACAGAUUUAAAAGCCAAAUGGAUUAACAGACCAAUGUCUGUGUGUGAACAUCACAAUCUACCGGUAUUGUGGAUAGCUUAUCUCGAAAACAGAACUGUGUUUAUUGCUAUCAAUAGAAACCUGCUAAGUACUCUAGAGAGUGACAGAGAGGUUAUGAAUGCCUGACCUUUAUCUGACGGAGGCACAGCCAAACUAGAGCGUCAUGCACAUACAAACACAUACAACACACACAUACAUGCACGAGCAGUCAGCAUGGCCAUUUGUCUGUCAGCAUAGUGUAAUUAUAUUUAUUAAAAUAGUGUAAUUUAUAUUUAUAAUUAUAUUUAUUUACAGGUAAGAUUUGUUCACACAAACACACACACAUACACACACACAUAUACACACAGAUGCACACACGCAAAAGAAAAAUGAACAUUUUAGCAAGAUGUUCUAGUUAGUUAGUUUUAUUUCUAAACCAAGCAACAGGAAUACAGCUCACAGGUCAAAUCUGAGCUCAAUCUGCUCGUCCCCUCUCUUCUGAAAUUACAUUAUAGCAGUGACGCAGGCCGUAAAGGUGAAAGCUGCUACAGUCAUGUAGGCAUGCUAUAAAUAGACAAGCUUGAGAAUUUAAAGUGCACUGUUGCUUAUUUUUUUGUGCAAGACUUCCACCUGCCUUUGUUAGUGAACGUAGAAAUGCAGGGUUUGAUUAGUAUUCUGACAAAAACAAAUCUUGUGGUGGCACUUACAGUCUUAAAAGAUGUUUUAUAUGAAGGGUGGUUUCUUUAGCAUAUCAUAUUUUAGUAUUUUCUGGAUAGUGAACGACAGCAAACCCUCCGAAACUGUAGAAUCUAAAACACAAGACAUUUGCUUCCUUAUAGACACUGCACCAGCUAGCAGAGAAACUCUGGACUCAACUGUUUUUUAUAAAACCUCUAUGUGUUGUAACUAAAUCAGCUCAGUAACCUCAGAUAAUGUAGUCAGCAAAUAUAUUUUACUUUUAUAGCACGCUAGUUGGCUACCAGUCUUGUUGGAUAAUAGUUACAUAAUAAACCUACAAACACUUUGAAAUAUUACAAGUACAACCUCAACUCACAUUUACUAACACCAGCACAGACCCUAAUUCAAAUCUAAUGAUCUAAUGUUUUUCUAAUGUUUUUAGCAAAUAAAUUGAUAUUGAUUCAGUCCAGUCCUAACAAAUAAUCAGUGGCUUUAUAUAUAUAUAUAUAUAUAUAUAUAUAUAUAUAUAUAUAUAUAUAUAUAUAUAUAUAUAUAUAUAUAUAUAUAUAUAUAUAUAUAUAUUAGGGCCGUCAAUUGAUUCUAAAAUUUAAUUACAAUUAUUUGCAUGAUGGUUAACUCGUGAUUAAUCGCAACUUAAUUACACAUAUCUAUUUGUUUUCUUAAAGUUCAACAUUGGCAUGGAAAAAUAUGGAUGCUUUAUGCAAAUGUAUGUUUAUUAUUAGUAAAACCAAACUCAAAUGUUUUGAAGUAAUUAUGGUGUUUUAAUCUACAUAAAUCAUCAGGACACCAAAAAGAACUUUUGCUCUGUUUCCACACAGACAGUUUUAAUUGCCGGAUGUGUGCAUCAUUGCUGAUUUCAGUGCUGAAUUUAAAACUUGGCACAUCAGUAAAACAAAUGUUUAGUGAUUAAAAAAAUACAAAUUUUGGAGAAGUUAAUUUUUUUUCAUAUCUGAGUAAUGAAAGGACGUCAUAAAUAAAUGUGUUGCGAAAAAAAAACCCAAAGCGGUGGAAAUCUCACAACAACAAAAAAGCUGGUGUGUAACUUAUAAAGAUUACAUGGAAAGAGACUGGAUUUUUUUUUAUAAUAAUACAAAUUACAACAUUUGUAACCAUGCUUAUUAGUUUAUUGUCUUUUUUUUUUUUUUUACUUUUUAGAAGCAUCAACGUAAAUUAAGAUCAUUCUGUUGUGACUCUUAACAGGUAGAAAUGUUUUGAGUAUUACUGUGUAAUGUUUUGAGCAUCACCCACUGUGCCAGGUAAAGAUAACUGUUUAGCACUAAUCUGAUCCAAGCUCCAACUUUCUGAAUCUGUACACAUUUAUCCACAUUACUUAUCUCAUCACCUAUUACUACACACUGCAUUAAUCUCUCUAAUAGAAUGAAGUGGCUUAUUUAUUUGUUUUUUUUUCCUCACAUGACUACAUGAAAGUAUCACAUGACCAGUAUUUAUGUUCAUGUUCAGUUUUCUGUAAGUCUCAGAAGAUCUGAAUGAGAAUCUUUUAAAAAAAGAUUUAACUGCAGGAUUUUGCAUAGAAGAACACAGAUGAACAAAGCAGGAAUAAGAAAAGAGGCACAUCAAGAAAAAACCUCUAUUGUGUUAUUUGUACACAUUUGAUGUAUUUAUUUUGGUGUAUGUAAAUAUGUAGAGCACUGUUCUAAUUGGUGAUGUUUGUACUAAUGUCUGAGCAUUUUGGAUGAAGUUUAAUGUAUAAUAUAUAAUGUUGAUUAUAUAUGAUGCUGAUUGCUAGGGAGAUAAAUCUAAAAGUGAUUGCGAAUGAUAUAAAGAUUCUAAUUCAAUAAUAAACUAUAGAAUUGCCUUUUAUGCAUUAAUAUAUUUUUUACAAAAGUAUAUCCAGAUCCUUUAGAUGUUAUUUUUUGUUUAUUCAUAAUGCACGCCCUUUUAUAAAUUAUACAUUAACAUUGAAUGAAUUGUUUAUGUGUAGGAAUACCAAAAACAUAAAAUUUCGUGCUGUGAAAUGAAAAAAAUUCAACAAAAAAUAAAUAAAAAAUACAAUAUUCUGGA